AGCCGAUAACGAUUAUGCUACAAGCUUCAUCAAUUGCUCGGUUUUACCCGGAGCUUCUACAUUUUUAAACGCAUUCGUUGGAUUCGCUCUCCACCACCAUGCUGGCGACUAUUCACAAAGUCUUGCUCCGUAGCCAUUUGGCGUGUGUCUUCCCUAGGCCUCAUCCAACAAUUGUACCAAAAUACGGCAUUUGGAAUAGUCGAAACGUAUCCCACUUAGUCCAUCCUCUAACAGCCACGGAGCAAAUUUCCCAAAAUCAAGCGGGGGAGACUGCUACCACGACAAACAUCAAAGUUGUUGGUUGGAUUCGUUCGAUACGGCGGCACAAAACGAGGAUAUUUUUCGAUGUUUCCGAUGGAUCCACACCCAUCAACCUACAGGUUGUGUCCUCGCCUGAUCUGAUAACUGACCGUGUACGGGUUGGUUGUGCGGUAUCCAUCGAAGGACAGUUAGUCGAAGGUCGAAGUCCACCGUCGAAUUCGGACCACAUAAUCGAUCUGAAAUCACAUCAAGAAUUGCAUGCCCACACAAUUCAGGUCCUGGACCCCGAACCUGUCGAGUCACGUGUUCCACCGAAGGUGAUUGAGGGGACACUGGGUGUUCAGACACCACGUCCCGAUCUAGGGCUCCUCCGAUCCGAAACUGGGCUUGCUUGGCGUCAUCGACUUCCAGAGUUUGCCGCUAUGUUGAGGUUACGUGCUCAGGUCAAAUCCUUGGUUCAUGAUGUCAUGCGACAAUUAGGAUACCUUGAGGUUGACACACCGAUCUUGACCACAGCAAACUGUGAAGCAAACAGCGAGACGUUCAUCGUUAAACCAGGCACAAUGCGGUCGAAAUGGAACUCCGAAGCUGUUGUUCAGCCUCCUGUUUAUCUUACUGGAAGUGCUCAGCUGCACUUGGAAGCACUAGUUCUUGGACUGGGUAAGGUCUACACCCUCGGCCCAGCUUUCCGCGCGGAAUCCUCGAACACGCGACAUCAUCUGGCUGAGUUUCACAUGCUUGAGUUGGAAUCGGUUCACUUGAGAUCCGUGGAUCUCUUAUGUGACGAAAUUGAAACAGUUAUUCGUCUAAUAAUUGGGGAAUUUUUGGAGCUCGUCCAAUCCACUGCGGGGCAAGCAGGAACCAUUCAAGGAAAAAGUGACUUGGCACAUAUUGAUUUGGCUUCUGUACAAUCCAGCCUCAGCAGCGAGCAGAAUUGGGCACGGCUUCCUUAUCCCGGAACUCUGGAUACUUCGUGUCUGAUUGAGCCACUGUCACAGAUGAAAUCCCUAUUAUCGAGACCUUUCGUAAGAAUUACCUUCGAGGACGCCUUGCACCACUUAUGUGAGCGAUUUGGAGCACGCCACCCAACGGAAGACUUCACUAAAGAAGAAGAACGUCACAUUGUGCAGUGGUUCGGUGAGUCCCGGCCGGUAUUCGUCACCGAUUUCCCGGCCUCUCUGAAGCCAUUCUACUGCCUUUCUUCUGAUGGAGUACGGGCAGAAGCAGCUGAUCUACUUUUCCCAGAUGUUGGAGAACUGGUGGGCGGAAGUGUUCGUGAGACAGACGAGUCCGUAUUGCGCCAACGGUUGUCAACAAAUUCACCGGAGCUGUGCGCAAACGAGUGGUAUUGUGGUCUGCGUGGACUUGGCAGUGCACCACAUGGGGGAUUCGGACUCGGGUUCGAACGGCUUUUGCAAAUUCUCCUCGGUGUACACAAUAUUCGAGAUGUUACUCCCUUCCCCAGGGUAAUGAAUAAAAUCGUUCUAUGAUACUUGCUUGAUUUAGUUGUUUGUUUCUGCG
Opisthorchis viverrini is the source of this 1782-nucleotide messenger RNA. RefSeq lists its product as hypothetical. Lineage: Eukaryota; Metazoa; Platyhelminthes; Trematoda; Opisthorchiida; Opisthorchiidae. The coding region runs from base 99 to 1751 and encodes 550 amino acids. Gene Ontology annotation, cellular component: mitochondrion. The record is from RefSeq and is a predicted model, not a curated record. Gene Ontology annotation, biological process: asparaginyl-tRNA aminoacylation. Gene Ontology annotation, molecular function: nucleic acid binding; ATP binding; asparagine-tRNA ligase activity. The transcript is spliced from 5 exons.